Molecule: messenger RNA, 1086 nt
Organism: Cutaneotrichosporon cavernicola
Lineage: Eukaryota; Fungi; Basidiomycota; Tremellomycetes; Trichosporonales; Trichosporonaceae
Exons: 2
Coding region: 1-1086 (361 amino acids)
Source: RefSeq, a predicted model, not a curated record
AUGGCUCACCCUCUCACUCAGCACCCCCCGACCGUGCUCCCGUUCGGCGCACCCGCGUCGAUGCACCCCCUCGGCUUUGGCUUUGGGCAGCCUCCUCGGCAGAACUUGGGCUUUGGCUUCGGGUCGCCCAUCCACUCCCCCAUCCACUCUGGCGCAUCGACGCCUUAUAAGCGCCCGGCCGUGCGUACGUCCCCAACUCCAAUCCCCACGCCCAACAACAAACGGUCUCGGCGACGAAGCGCGAGCCCCACUCCGUCACCUACUGGCUCGCCAACGCUCUCACGUGCCGAUGAACGCAAGAUUCUGGGCAAGACACCAAAGCGCGUGCGCAAGGAGGUCGGCCCUGCAGAGCAGGCCGCCGAUGGGCCUGAUGUGGGCCUUCUUCUCGCGUCCAUGCCCCCGACCUCGCACCUCCCAAUCUUAAUGGAGCUACUCAACGGUAACCCUGCCAUGAGCGAGCGGGUGCUCAAGAGCCUCCCCGCACCGCCGCUCUCCAAUGUGCUGGAGACGCUCGAGCGCAACGUUGGCAAGAUUGGCAAGGCGGCCGGAACUUGGGAGCCGCAGGAGGGUGUCGUCGCCCAGCGCCGCUGGCACCGCACCGAAGAAGACGUCAGCGCUUUCGUGAAGAGCGCCAACACCUAUCUCAAGUUCUUCACCUCGGGCUCGACUGGCCCAACCGAACCAAACACCAUCUUCCAUCUCCUGCACGCGAUCACGGCCAACGUGCAACAGCUGCUUGCCCUGGUGCCGUCGCCGAACUCGCCCCCUCCAGCGGCUCGUCCGCUCCUAAACUUCGCCAACGCCCUCCUAACUGCAUGGAACCAGUGGCUUGGCGGCCUUAGCGACGAGGUCAACAACCGCGGCGGCAUGUAUCCGCACGGCAUGGUAUCGAGUUGGGCUGAUGGCUUGGCUGGCCUUACCCGCGCGCCGCCUCCACCUGUCGCCCAGCCUACGCAUGUGUCCUGGUCAAUGGCCAUUAGCGCGCCCGUACAUGUACCCGAAAGCACGCUUGUCAGCGGAUUCCGCGAUGCCCUUGUGCCAGUGCGCGUCGGGUUCGCCAACAGCCUCGGGUGGAUGAUCCGGUAA